AUGGCAUGUAUACACUCUUCCUGCUUACGGGAGUGGUCCCUCGGAAUGCCCCCGAAAUACCCUCCGAAGGCCGCAACUAUCCCAAUAUUUCUACGGUCCAGAUUGGAACACAAUAAGCUGACUACGUUGGGUGUGCGCGGUCUUCUGACCACUUCCGACUACAUCAACGUCAUACAGUAUUAUUUUCAAAAUCCCGCGGCACUGGACCAGAUUGACCAAUUCCGACUGGACAGUCUUCGAGAGGUGGAAAAGGCUCUUGGUGUUGCUCCGCCAGAAACUAUUUCGAUCGACCCAGAACGGCCGCUUUACGAGGCCUGUCGGCGCAUGCUCGAAUCCCGCGCUCGCAGAAUCCCUCUCGUUACAAAUGAUAGCCAAACGGACCGGCCUCAUGUUCUCAGCGUGGUGACUCAGUAUCGAAUACUCAAGUUCGUGGCUGUCAAUGUCGGUGACACACAAAAGUUAAAGAAGCCGCUUGGGGAAAUUCUGUUGGGCACCUAUGAUAACAUCGCCACGGCGUCAAUGGAUACACCAGUAAUCGAUGUCAUCCACAUACUCGUGGAGCGGAGUAUAUCUAGCGUGCCCAUUCUGAACUCGGAAGGUGUUGUCUACAAUGUCUUUGAAGCAGUAGAUGUUAUCACACUGAUCAAAGGAGGCGUAUAUGACGACCUCAGUCUCACGGUCGGCGAAGCUUUGAAGAAACGAAAUGCGGAAUUUCCCGGUAUUUACACCUGUUCUCUGAACGACGGUCUGGACACCAUUUUCGAUACAAUUCGCAAAUCUCGCGUGCACCGCCUGGUCGUGGUGGAUGGAGACUUCCGACUCAAGGGUGUUCUCACUCUGAGUGAUAUCUUACAAUAUAUUCUCCUUGAGGGCGAAAAUGACGAAUCAUCAUGA
Molecule: messenger RNA, 894 nt
Organism: Aspergillus thermomutatus
Lineage: Eukaryota; Fungi; Ascomycota; Eurotiomycetes; Eurotiales; Aspergillaceae
Gene: snf4
Product: AMP-activated serine/threonine-protein kinase regulatory subunit SNF4
Exons: 5
Coding region: 1-894 (297 amino acids)
Source: RefSeq, a predicted model, not a curated record